Messenger RNA from Trametes versicolor FP-101664 SS1, 1250 nucleotides. RefSeq names its product ClpP/crotonase. Bases 210 to 1040 code for a protein of 276 amino acids. The record is from RefSeq and is a predicted model, not a curated record. Lineage: Eukaryota; Fungi; Basidiomycota; Agaricomycetes; Polyporales; Polyporaceae. The transcript is spliced from 7 exons. Gene Ontology annotation, molecular function: delta(3)-delta(2)-enoyl-CoA isomerase activity; enoyl-CoA hydratase activity. Gene Ontology annotation, biological process: fatty acid beta-oxidation. Gene Ontology annotation, cellular component: peroxisome.
CUCGUCACCGGGACGCCCCCUGAAAGAGGGAUGGAGGCGUGAACACGUGAAUCAGACUCGGGCUACAGCCGCUUGUGCUCCUUCUCCCCGGGCCACUUGACAAACCGGACACCGUGAACGUACUGCGAGGUCGACUGCCCUUUGAACACCACCGUCUCGUGUAUAAUCUACACCGAGGCUAGCACAGACGACAUAUAGAGUUAAGAGCGAUGUCGUACCCAGUCAGCUUGCCCAGCGAGAACCCGCUUGUUACGGUCACCCAUCCGACGCCUGCCCUAUGGGUGCUCGAAAUGCACAAUGGCGCAGACAGCCGCCUGACGGAGACAUUCAUCCUCAAGGCUUUCAAGCCCGCACUUGACAUCGUGGAGAGGCACUGGCGCGAGAACUGGCGCACUGGCCAGGCGAAGAAAGACGAGAAGUUGUGCAAGGGUGCGCUCAUUAUUGUCGGGAACCGCAAGCAGGACAAGUUCUUUAGCAAUGGCCUGGACUUUGCGGGUGCCAGCAAGGACCCUACCUUCAGCACGAAUUUCUUCCCAGUGAUAUUCAACCCGAUGCUGCAUCGUCUUCUUACCUUCCCGAUCCCCACCAUCGCUGCGGUCAACGGGCACGCGUUUGCAGGAGGCAUGGCCCUCGCCAUGGCCUGCGACUACCGUGUCAUGUCCGACGGCAGCAAGCGCAAUGCCUGGCUAUGCAUGAACGAGAUUCACUUCGGCGCGACCCUGCCCCUCUCACUGGUUGCUGUCUUGAAAGCCAAGUCGCCGAACCCGCAGACACUCCGCAAGAUCGUCUUGGAGGGGCACCGCUUCACGCCGAGCGAGUGUCUGUCGCUCGGGCUCGUCGACCGCCUUGCCGCCGGGAACACCGAGGGCAUCGUCGCGGAGGCGCAGGCGCUCGCUGAGAGCAUCGACUCCCUCCCGAAGCUGGGCGUGUGGGGCGUGAACAGGCGUGAGCUGUACAGGGAUGCUAUUGAGGCGCUGUCCAAGGACGUGCUCAUCGUGGGCAACCUGGCCGACGACGCAGCAGCGAAGGCGCGGCUGUGAUCCUCGAUGCCUCUGGCCACCGCAGCGUAGGACGAGCCUCGCGCUCUUAUAAAUGGACGCCGUUUCUUCGCCAUGACCGUGCGUGCCUAUUAUUGGUAGAUGUAAUAUCGUAGCAAUAGUUUAGCCUGUGUUCCUACUUUCCUCGUUCGCCAGGCUACAGUCGUUUGCAUAAUAAACUGCAGUGUCGCGCGCCGCGAGAGCCUAUUUGUU